AUGCGUAUUUCCUUCACCCUUCCUUUUCUCAUCUCUGGACUGGAGGCUCUCGCCGCCACCGUCAGCAAGACCCUCACUAUCGCUAACGCAGAACUCAGCCCUGAUGGCUUCUCUCGCACUGGUGUCACGGUCAACGGGGAGUUCCCCGGUCCUGUCAUUACUGGAAACAAGGGCGAUACUUUUGAGAUCAACGUUGUCAAUAACCUGAACGACGACGACCUCCACCUUGUGACCGCCGUCCACUGGCACGGGUUCUUUCAACAAGGUACCAAUGAGAUGGACGGAGUAGACACUGUCACGCAGUGCCCUAUCACGCCGACGUCUGGAUCGAACUCGUUCACGUACAAGUUCAACUCUGGUGAUCAGGCGGGAACUUACUGGUAUCACUCGCAUUACAAGACCCAGUAUUGUGACGGACUCCGCGGCGCUUUGGUCGUCUACGAUCCCAAUGACCCCCAUAAGAGUCUAUAUGACGUCGACGACGAGACAACGAUCAUCACCCUUGGCGACUGGUAUCAUUUCAACUCCCCGCAGGCGCCCAUCAUCGUAUAUUUCAACUCUACUGUCAUCAACGGGAAAGGACGUUAUAUCGAUGAAUUUGGCUCGAACCUCACGAACGAGCUUGCUGUUGUCAAUGUCAAGGCUGGAACUAGGUACCGCAUGCGGCUGAUCUCCAUGUCUUGCGACCCGAACUACACGUUCAGCAUUGACAAGCAUCAGAUGACUAUCAUCGAAGUUGAAGGGACCAAUGUCCAGCCGCUCGAGGUCGACCAGAUCCAGAUCUUCGCUGGCCAGCGCUACUCGUUCGUACUCAAUGCCAACCAGCCCGUUGAUAACUACUGGAUCCGCGCCUUCCCUGACUCAGCGAGCCCCAACACGCUUGCGCAGACCUUCGAUCACGGCCUCAACCAGGCGAUCCUCCGUUACGCCGGUGCUGCUACUGCGGAUCCCACUACCACGAACUCCUCUACACUUCCUCUCCUCGAGACCAACCUGCACCCGCUUACCUCGACACCUGUUCCUGGCACGCACGCCGCCGGCAAGGCGGAUCAGACGCUGACCCUCAACAUUGAAUUCGACGACGCAACCGGCUUUGCGGUCAACAACGUCGCCUACGCGGCUCCGUCGGUGCCCAUUCUCCUGCAAAUCCUGAGUGGCAACACGAGCGCUGCGGAGCUCAUGCCCAAGGGUAGCAUCUACGAGCUCCAGCCGAACACGGUCGUCGAUAUCGUCAUGCCCGGAGGCUCUCGCGGCGGCCCGCACCCGAUGCACUUGCACGGUCACAACUUCUGGGUCGUUCGCAGUGCCGGCAACUCGACUUACAACUGGGACAACCCUAUCGUCCGCGACGUGGUGUCCAUCGGCAACGACGCUACGGAUGAUGUGACCAUUCGCUUCGAGACGAACAACCCCGGCCCUUGGUUCAUCCACUGCCACAUUGACUGGCACUUGAACACCGGUCUCGGAGUCGUCAUGGCCGAGUCGCUCGCCAAUGUCGCCAGCGCCAACCCGCACACCUCGAGCUGGGAUGCGCUGUGCCCUGCGUACAACAACUUCGUUGCUGCGGACCCUAACUCCCUUUGA
Messenger RNA from Peniophora sp. CBMAI 1063, 1584 nucleotides. NCBI's taxonomy places the organism in Eukaryota, Fungi, Basidiomycota, Agaricomycetes, Russulales, Peniophoraceae. The record is from the annotation of a GenBank genome assembly.